AUGAACCUUUGGCUGUUGCUGUGGUUUCUGGCCGCGACCUGCCUUCUAACAACUGGCACCAAUGAUACCAGCACUGAGCUCAGUGUUUGCCGCACGCAGAAAGGCCAUGAUGUGUCCUGUCAAAACCGAAAUCUGACUGAGGUGCCUGAUCUUUCACUGCCGGCUAUUAGAAAGCUAGAUUUAUCGCAUAAUUCCAUCGGAGCACUGACAGAGGAAUCACUGCUGACCCUUGGUUCACUGCGGCAUCUGGAUGUCAGCAACAACCAGCUGAAGACCAUAACAUCAGGCGCUCUGGGACAUCUGAGUAAACUGAGAGAGCUCAAUUUGUCAAACAACCUCCUGACCAGAAACUUUUCAUCAGGGAGCGGAGCGUUCAGCCUGUUACACAAACUGAAAGUAUUACAUCUGUCGGACAAUUACUGGGACAGCGACACUGUUGCUCAGCAACUGAAGAACCUGUCUUCACUGGAGGAAUUGCAUCUGUCUGGUAACUUGCUGAUGAAGCUGACAGCCGACACGCUGUGUGGAAUGCAGUCUUUAAAACACGUCGCUCUUGAAAGAAAUUAUAUCACAGAAAUAUCAGCGGGCACCUUUGAAUGUUUGGCGGACUUGGAUGAAUUGAAUUUAGCCAUGAAUUCCCUUUCCUGCAUUUCUGAUUUCCAUCUUUCUAAACUUAAGGUAUUGAACAUGAGCAGAAAUGGUAUUGAAUUCUUCAUGACAAACGUGAGUGAUGAUGAGUACCAGCUUCGGGAGCUUGAUCUGAGUCACAACAGAUUGUUUCAUUUUCCUCUCCUUCCGAAACUGCAUCACAUUGAACGUUUGAAUUUGUCCGGCAAUUUGUUGAUCAGUGUAGCAGCCGAACCCUUGAAGAACGCCAGUGAAUGGGAAAUCAGAAACAGAUAUGACGAAAUGAAGGAGGUAAAUAAGAUACACAAUGACAAUGCCCAUUCAACUUUAUCUGAAGUAAUAUUUUUGGAUUUAAGCAACAAUGCAUUGAUAGAUAUUUCACAUGACUUUCUUAAUAAAUUCAGUUCACUUCGACACCUGAAUCUCAGUGGAAACUGUUUUCAGAAUUUUAGCAUUGAAGAUGAGGAUGAAUUCAAUUUGCUGUUAUCUCUGGAUCUGAGUGACAAUGAAUUGAGCAACAUAUCUCUUGCAGUGGAUAACCUUAAAUUUCUCCAAUCAUUAAAGUUCUUGUACCUUCAAAACAAUUCCAUUCAGCUGUUACCCUCCCGACUAUUUGAACUUUUACCGAGAAUAGAAAGAGUAAAUCUUGCCAACAACAAUGUAAGACUUUGUAAUAUGGGAAAUACAACUAGAGGCAUUCACAAGAUCGGAACCAGCUGUGUGUCAUUUUCUGGAAUCCCCACCCUUAAGCACCUCAAGCUGGAUGGAAAUAACAUUACACACCUGGCCCCAUUCACAUUCUAUCACACUCCUUUGACAUAUUUGGAUCUUUCAAGAAAUCAAUACCUCAAUGUACCUGGUCAGGCUUUGAAAGGUUUAGAACACUCCUUGAAAUACCUUUCUUUAAGGUGGAAUUUGAUCCAAACCUCCAAGGUGACUUUGACCUGUCUGAAUCAUCUCAGAGACCUGGAUCUAUCAUACAAUCAGUUGGACAUUUUACCUCAGGAUGUUGGAUGUGCUCCGCUGAAAAGCCUUGAUAUUCGAGGCAACAACCUUAAGUUUCUUCAAGACAAGGUAAUUAAAAAUGUGUCUCAAACUCUUGAAACACUGUACCUGAGUGGAAAUAACUUCAACUGUUGCGCACUGACCUGGCUGGAGUUAUUAAAUGGUACUCAGGUUGAAAUACCUGAUGUGGCGAAUGCUCGUUGUUUUUACCUGAGUGGGAAUGAUUCUUCAACAGUCACGUUGUUGCACGAUUACAUGGGAGAAUGUGCGAAUGAAAGCAUCACAAAACCCAGUCCACUUCUGCUUAUAAUAUCUGCACUGGCCACUCUGCUGGUCAUUGGAUCUGUGAUAAUAUUAGUGGUUAGAGAGUGCUGUAGGCUGUGUCUGCCCACAGAGGUGGAGAGUUCGGAGACAGACACAGCUCCAGUUAAACUAAGCAGCGAACACCCGAAAGAAGGGAUAACUCUGAGUGUCAUCAAAAUAGACACUUGAAAUGAUGUAAUGGCCUGUUGAACUCUGCCAAG
Messenger RNA from Amblyraja radiata (thorny skate), 2156 nucleotides. RefSeq names its product transforming growth factor beta activator LRRC32-like. Gene Ontology annotation, molecular function: protein binding. Bases 1 to 2124 code for a protein of 707 amino acids. The transcript is spliced from 2 exons. The record is from RefSeq and is a predicted model, not a curated record. NCBI's taxonomy places the organism in Eukaryota, Metazoa, Chordata, Chondrichthyes, Rajiformes, Rajidae.